This is a messenger RNA of Ectocarpus siliculosus, 1038 nucleotides long. Lineage: Eukaryota; Phaeophyceae; Ectocarpales; Ectocarpaceae. The record is from the annotation of a GenBank genome assembly.
AUGGUGCCGCUGACGAUCGUCCAUCGAAGGGGGAUAGAGCUAGACGGCAAGAACAGGCUUCUCCUUCACGGUUACGGGUCGUACGGAAUGUCCUUGCCGAUCGACUACCACCCGGCACAAGCUUGUAUGUUGGAGAGGGGAUGGGUGUUGGCGUUUGCACACGUGAGGGGGGGAGGGGAGCGAGGCAAGGCCUGGCACGCUGGUGGGCGAGGAUUGGACAAGUGGAACAGCUUCUGGGACUUCGAGGCGUGUGCGGAGCACCUUGUGUCCGGGGGGUUCACCAGCCCCUCGCUUAUGGGCGCUCAGGUGAACAGCGCCGGCGGUCUGCUUGCGGGGGUGAUGGCCAACCAAAGACCCGGCUUGUUCUCGGCGAUGGUCAUGAAGGCCCCGUUUUUGGGGGUGCUCUCCGCCAUGCGUGACAGCUCUUUGCCGCUUACCGUCCACGAGUUCGACGAGUGGGGCGAUCCCAACAGCAGCGCCGAGGUCGAGUCUAUGAUUCGGUCGUACUGCCCGUACGAGAACGUCGUGGAGCAGGAGUAUCCGGCGAUGCUGGUGACCGCUUCUCUCAACGACAAAAGGGUCAAUGUUUGGGAUCCGGCCAAGUGGGUUUCGAGGGUCCGCGCCGCAAACACCGGACAAUCCCCCGUGCUGCUCCGGGUCAGCGAGAGCGAUGGCCACCACGGCCCGGGCAACACCUUGGAUGGCCUCAAGGACUCUGCGCUGGAGAUGGCGUUCUUGGAGAAGCAUCUCAAAGUCUGCUAGGGGGGAGGGCGGGGGGGUUAGGCACUGAAGAAGGCGUGGUGUUUGGAAGUAUCUCGAAGUCUUUUACGUAAGGGGGAAACUCCGCACUAGAGCAGGCAUUUUCGGAGAAGAAUCUGAAAGUUUGUUCGGGGGAGGAGGGCGGGCUCAAAUGCGACUUGCCUUGGUCAUUUGACCGUUCACCAUGUACCUCAACAGAAGUCGACUAGGGGGCAAGUUGGGCAGAGGGAGGUUGCUCCCCCUGCAACACAUACCAGUAUGCAGACAAACUGGAGCUGC